Molecule: messenger RNA, 1605 nt
Organism: Monascus purpureus
Lineage: Eukaryota; Fungi; Ascomycota; Eurotiomycetes; Eurotiales; Aspergillaceae
Source: the annotation of a GenBank genome assembly
AUGGUUUUCUGCCCAAUUUGUGGCAAGUCGGUCCCGUCCUUGAAGAUAAACGACCACAUUGACUCCAACUGUCAGAGAUUCGUUCAAGAUGAACCGGUGUCGAACACCGGGGAAUCUGCAUCAUCCCCAAAAGCUCCUGUCCCGAGCUUCUUUCAGCCGACUUCUACGCGCAAGGCUUCAGCCCAGUUCAUUCGUCAGGAUGCCAGCACCCCGUCCAUACGCAGCAUGAAUGGCAAGAGGCCCUUCCCUCAGUCUCAGGAGACCGAUCCUUUCAUUGAAAAGGACAGUUCAAGUCAAACUCUACCAUCUCCAAUCUCUCAAGUAAAGCGACCCAAAACAAAUGCGUUUGAGAAGGUGGCGCCGCUGGCGGAACGUAUGCGCCCUCGGACACUCGACGAAAUUUGCGGACAGGAGCUCGUUGGUCCAAAUGGUGUCCUUCGCGGGCUGAUCGAACAAGAUAGAGUCCCCAGUAUGAUACUUUGGGGUAGUGCCGGUACGGGAAAGACGACGAUUGCACGGGUAAUUGCUUCAGUGGUGGGCAGUCGAUUUGUGGAAAUUAACAGCACCAGCACGGGAGUUGCGGAGUGCAAAAAGAUCUUCUCGGAGGCCAGAAGCGAACUCAGCCUUACCGGGAGAAAGACGAUUAUUUUCUGUGAUGAAAUCCACCGCUUCUCCAAAUCUCAGCAGGAUGUUUUCUUGGGACCCGUUGAGAGUGGGCAAGUCACACUUAUCGGUGCUACCACAGAGAAUCCGUCUUUUAAAGUCCAGAAUGCUCUGCUCUCCAGAUGCAGAACAUUCACUCUGCCAAAACUGACGGAUGAUGAUAUCAAGAGUAUCCUUCAUCGCGCUCUUGAGGUGGAAGGUCCUAAUUACUCGCCAUCCGCAUUGGUGGAUGAAGAACUUAUUCAAUACCUGGCUUCCUUCGCAGAUGGAGACGCUAGGACCUCUCUCAAUCUCCUGGAGCUUGCUAUGGAUUUGUCCAAGCGUGCUGGGAUGAGCAAGGAGGAGCUGAAGCGCUCACUGACCAAGACAUUGGUGUAUGACCGUGCAGGGGACCAGCACUACGACACUAUCUCUGCGUUCCAUAAGUCCAUCCGGGGUAGCGAUCCCGAUGCGGCACUUUACUACCUUGCUCGCAUGAUCCAGUCGGGUGAAGACCCCCUGUUUAUUGCUCGACGUCUUAUUGUCAUGGCUUCGGAGGACAUCGGUCUGGCGGACAACACGAUGCUCGCUCUGGCAGUCUCCACCUAUUCUGCUGUUGAAAAGAUUGGCCUCCCCGAAGCACGGAUAAACCUCGCGCACGCUACGGUAGCCAUGGCAUUGUCUAAGAAGAGUACAAGGUCGUACCGUGGCCUCAACAACGCAUUUGCGGCUCUGGAGGAGCCAGGAAUUGCUGGAUUGCCCAUCCCUAUCCAUCUGAGAAAUGCUCCUACGCGAUUAAUGAAGGAGUUGGGCUAUGGGAAAGAAUACAAAUACAACCCCAACUAUGUGGAUGGCCAAGUCGUCCAGGAAUAUCUCCCAGAAAAGCUUCGCAAUCGCAAAUUCUUGGAAGACCAUGAUCUAGGGUUGCAGGUUGACCCGGAUCUGAUUGCAGACGAGAAAUAA